AUGGUGAGAGUGAAGUCGCGACCUGGUGCUUUAUCAGAGCAGGAAAGAGAGGAUCGUAUACAUCGAGCACUGUCAAAGAGGGCGGAAUACAACACUCCUUGGUCAGUUCUCGCACUAGAAUUUGGUAUUGCCGCAUCUACAUUGAACGAUCGAUUCAAUGGCAGAAAAAAUAGACGGGAAGCACAUCAGGACCAGCAGAAGCUACCACCAAGCGUGGAAAGGGCACUUAAGAAAUGGUGCCAGGACAUGGACGAUGCAGGUUUUCCACCCAGGGUGGAUCUACUGCGGGGUAUGGCGACAGCUUUAGCGCAGAAGAUCGCGGAAGAGGAACAUCUUGGGCCCGAUGCAGCACAUAUUGGACGAAACUGGAUAACACGUUUCCUUGAUAGGCAUCCAGAUCUUUCAGCCAAAUACAGCACCCAACUGGAUCGUCAAAGGCAGCUAGCAAAUAAUCCCAUCACGUUAAGAGACUACUACAAUAAGCUAAACCGGCUUAUCCACACCCUAAUCUCUAAAGGGUUUCGCCCCAACCAGGAUACGUACAAUUUUGACGAGAAAGGGUUUAUACUUGGUUACUCAUCAAAAGCGAAAGUGAUCUGCCGGUCAGGGAAAAGAAAUCCAAACGUUGCCCAGGAUGGUUCCUGGGAGUUGAUCACAGUCAUUGAAGCGGUCUCUGUAGCAGGUUGUGUUCUUCCAGCUUGGGUAAUCUAUAAAGGGAAGAGUCAUUACAUAGGUUGGCACCAAUCGACAGAUGAUGCGGAAGCGGUCUUUUGUUUUAGCGACAAUGGUUGGACAAACAAUAAUAUGGGGUUGCGAUGGUUGAAAGAGCACUUCGACAUUCACUCCAAAAAGAUCAGUGGAGCCCGACCAUGCCUAUUGAUUUUAGAUGGUCAUGGUUCACACCUAACCUAUGAGUUUUGCUCUUAUGCCUCCUCUCAGAACAUUCAUAUCAUGUGUCUCCCUGCCCAUUCAACUCACCUACUUCAACCUCUAGAUGUAGGUCUAUUCGGCCCCCUUCAACAUUAUUAUGGUAAAGCAGCAGACACACACCUUCGAGAAAUCCGAACCGGUAUAAAUAAAAGCACUUUUUGGUCAUUCUUUGUCGAUGCUCGGAAAAAAACAUACACCAAAUCCUCAAUACAGGCGGCUUUCCGGACCACUGGUAUUUUCCCAUUCAACCCCGAUAAAGUAUUAACCAAACUCAAACCGAACCAAAAACCCGGUCCUGCAACUCCCUGGAAGUCCAAUCUCCAAAUUCUACAUCACCCAUGCCUUCAAACACCAAAGAACAGAUGUGACCUGCGCCAUCAAACUCAAUUUGCUUUAAAUCCCGGAAUCUAUUCUAAAACGGAGCAAUCUGGAUCAGUUCAAGUAUCAAAUAUCAACCAAGGGCCAGUACCGGGGCUCACUCAAAAUGAAUAUAAAGCAAUUAUCCUUCGAAUGUCACAUUUAGCAGAAGAGUCCCUCACUCAAGCGGAAAUUGCCAAAAUUCAACUCCGGGACAUUAGGGUCAAAUAUGAGGGAAAAAGGGCAGUAAAAACCGACAGAAGAGUGAUCUCUAAAGCGCAGGUGAUUACAGGGGCGGAGAUAAUGAGACUGAAGGCACUGUUAGAAAAGAAAGAGGCGGACAAGUUGAAGAAGGGAAAGCGCACAUCAAAAACAAAGACCGGAAAAACCAAAAGUGAAGGUCAGUCUCUUGUACCCUAA
Messenger RNA from Morchella sextelata, 1707 nucleotides. RefSeq lists its product as uncharacterized. The record is from RefSeq and is a predicted model, not a curated record. The transcript has a single exon. Lineage: Eukaryota; Fungi; Ascomycota; Pezizomycetes; Pezizales; Morchellaceae. The coding region runs from base 1 to 1707 and encodes 568 amino acids. Gene Ontology annotation, molecular function: DNA binding. Gene Ontology annotation, cellular component: nucleus.